Messenger RNA from Cynara cardunculus var. scolymus (artichoke), 1289 nucleotides. Its product is annotated as CBS domain-containing protein CBSX5-like. The transcript is spliced from 2 exons. The coding region runs from base 6 to 1175 and encodes 389 amino acids. The record is from RefSeq and is a predicted model, not a curated record. NCBI's taxonomy places the organism in Eukaryota, Viridiplantae, Streptophyta, Magnoliopsida, Asterales, Asteraceae.
AUUGUAUGGCAAUUAGGUUUUUGGCGAGCGAAAUCUCCGACUUGUGCCUUGGAAAGCCGCCGUUGAGGUCGUUACCAACCGUCGCCACCGUCGCGGACGCGGUGUUUGCACUGAAAAAGUCAGGGGAGAUCUAUGUAAGCAUAUGGAGCUGUGAUCAUUCAAAUUCUGUGGCGGCUUGUAAUGACACCGCUGGUUGUCGAUGCGUUGGGAAGAUCUGUAUGGUUGAUGUGAUUGUUUAUCUUUGUAAAGAGGAGAAUCUGUUGCAUCCUUUGGAUGCGCUUCAAUCGAACGUUUUGGAUCUGGUUCCGAAGGUGAAAGGCCAAAUUAGACAUCUGGAACCGAAUUCGAGUCUGUUGGAGGCCAUAGAUUGCAUACUUGAUGGGGCUCAAAACUUAGUUAUACCAAUAUACAGCAAUGCAAGACGUAAUCUAAGGAAACCCCAACUCACCCAGCCUAAUUCUCUUCUUUGUCCUACUCUUCAUUAUGGCCAAGAAUUCUGUUGGCUGACCCAAGAAGACGUGGUUCGGUUCCUCCUCAACUCCAUCGGCGUCUUCUCCCCGAUACCCACAUUCACCAUCGAAGCACUCGACAUAAUCGAUCCAGCCACGCUCACCAUCCAUUUCGACGAUCCCGCCUCUUCCGCAUUGCCGUUAAUUUCCCGCUCACUUAUGGACCAAACGUCCAUUGCAGUCGUCAUGAAAGAUAACCGUUUGAUCGGUGAAAUUUCCCCUUUUACCCUUGCCUGUUGUGACGAAACCGUAGCGGCCGCCAUAACAACCCUCUCGGCAGGCGAUCUCAUGGCGUAUAUCGACUAUGGUGGCCCGUCAGAUGAUCUGGUACAUCUGGUUAAAAUGAGGUUGCAAGAACGGAACAUGACUCCGAUGUUGGAUCUUAUGGACGACUACUACAACCCCUUGUCUUCCUCCUCUUCGUGUUGCUCGUCUGACGAAGAAUUCGGUUCGGCAAAAACCGGUUGUGUGGGUCGGCUUUACCCCGGAAGGAGGUCCGAGGCGAUCGUUUGCCAUCCGUGGAACACGUUGAUGGCUGUUAUGGUUCAAAUGAUUGCACUUCGUGUUAGUUACGCUUGGGUUGUGGAACACGACUAUACGCUUGUCGGAAUCGUGACGUUUGCGGAGAUUUUGGCACAAUUUCGGAGUAUCGCAGGCACACGAUAGUAUUAAUACUAUGUAUUUUUGAGUAGUUGGUAAGAUUAUAGAUUGUUAUGGUACUUUAAAUUUAGUUUCAUUGUGUGAAACAUUGAACACUGGCUUGUUGUAAUAUCAACUCAU